Chinchilla lanigera (long-tailed chinchilla) is the source of this 1604-nucleotide messenger RNA. RefSeq names its product NADH dehydrogenase (ubiquinone) 1 alpha subcomplex, 10, 42kDa (gene Ndufa10). The record is from RefSeq and is a predicted model, not a curated record. Gene Ontology annotation, cellular component: cytoplasm. The transcript is spliced from 10 exons. NCBI's taxonomy places the organism in Eukaryota, Metazoa, Chordata, Mammalia, Rodentia, Chinchillidae. Bases 78 to 1145 code for a protein of 355 amino acids. Gene Ontology annotation, biological process: mitochondrial electron transport, NADH to ubiquinone.
GCCGCGCCGGUCGUAGGAGAGGACCCCGCCGCGAGCGCGUCCCGUCGGGUCCUUGAGCCUGAGCGGGUGGUGUAGCCAUGGCCUUGAGGCUCCUGACCCUGGCACCGGCGUGCGCGGCUGCGAGCGGCCUCGUGGCUGGUGGCCUGCGCGUGGGACGAAUUCAUACCGGCGUACAGUGCAAGCUGCGGUAUGGGGCUUUGGCGAACUUCCUUGGUGACAAGGCAUCCAAAAAACUGACAAAAGAAAGCAAAGUGAUAACUGUAGACGGCAACUUAUGUUCUGGGAAGGGCAAGCUCGCAAAAACAAUAGCAGAGAGUCUAGGCCUGAAGCACUUUCCUGAAGCAGGGAUCCAUUAUAUAGCCAGCAUUUCGGGAGACGGAAAGCCCCUGGAUGAGGACCUCACUGGCAGUUGUAGUUUGCAGAAGUUUUAUGAUAACCCACAAAGCAAUGAUGGCAACAGCUACCGCCUGCAGUCCUGGCUGUACUGCAAUCGCCUCGUGCAGUACGCAGAUGCCCUGGAGCACCUGCUGAGCACAGGACAAGGUGUGGUCUUGGAGCGCUCCAUCUACAGUGACUUUGUCUUCAUGGAGGCGAUGUAUAACCAGGGCUACAUCCGGAAGCAGUGUGUGGACCACUACAACGAGGUGAAGAAACUCACAGUCUGCGAGUACCUGCCUCCCCACCUGGUGGUCUAUGUCGACAUACCCGUGCCAGAGGUCCAGCGGCGAAUCCAGGAGAAGGGUGACCCGCACGAAAUGAAGGUCACCUCUGCCUAUCUCCAGGACAUCGAGAAUGCCUAUAAGAAGACCUUCCUCCCUGAGAUGAGUGAGAAAUGUGAGGUUUUGAUAUACAGUGCAAGGGAUGUCCAAGAUGCAAACAAGGUGGUAGAGGACAUUGAAUAUCUCAAGUGUGACAAAGGACCCUGGCUGAAGCAGGAUGACCGCAGCCUUCACAAACUGCGGUUGCUGGUUCAGGAUAAGUUGGAAGUGCUGAAUUAUACAACUAUCCCUGUCUAUCUCCCAGAAAUCACAAUCGGAGCUCACCAAACUGACCGGGUCUUCCGCAAGUUCAGAGAGCUGCCAGGACGCAGGUUCGCCCCUGGGUACAACGCCGACGUGGGCGACAAGUGGAUCUGGCUGAAGUGAAUGUUCCCGCCACGUGAGCUGCAUCAUGGCACCAAUGAUGUGUCUGCUCUGUGGACGCUCUGCGGGGAGUGGAUGACCUGAAAGUCACACGGCAGAAGAGGUGGCCCGGCAGAGGCAGUCUCCCCUGUCGUGAGUGAAGUGGCGGGAAACGGCUGCCCAUGAAGAGGCUUGGAGCCUCUGGCUUUAUUGGAAGCACUGUCAUUCCUGAGGAGCAGAUGCUGGGCUGGUGGAGGCGAGCCCUCUCGAAGCCGCUUAUCUCACAGCCCUGGGUCCUGCAGCUCUCGUACAUGUUCUUCAGCUCCCGCCAUACAGCCAUUGAAUGGAAAUGCUGCCCCCACCUCUGCACACGCACACGCCAGGCACACACGCACACCUGUGUUCGCCCACACUCCCCGCUGUCUAUUCAUGUGGUUCGGUUUGAUGCAAGCGUAUCAUAUUAAAGAGAUUUUCUCAAGGUUU